Trichomonas vaginalis G3 is the source of this 771-nucleotide messenger RNA. RefSeq lists its product as uncharacterized. The transcript has a single exon. The coding region runs from base 1 to 771 and encodes 256 amino acids. Lineage: Eukaryota; Parabasalia; Trichomonadida; Trichomonadidae. The record is from RefSeq and is a predicted model, not a curated record.
AUGCUAUAUCCAAAAGAUACUAAGCUCAAAAAUAGAUUUGAAUUUGUUGCUGGUGCAACAGCUACACUUUAUAUGCAAAAAAAGCUUAUGAGCAUAUAUAUUGUUUACGAUUCUGUUAUAUUUGGCAUCAAAUUUGAUCAGUAUAUUACGUUAUCUGGAUUCAAUACAAAAUUGUUUGCAAAAGCAUGCGAAGAGUUACCUAUUUCGUCGGGAGAUUGCAGAUUUUUCUUUGAAACUAGUGUAGAAUUUCCGAUUUAUGGCUUACAAUCGGCAGAUAUCGAUGAGAUUCCAUCAAAAAUUGAAAUUUUUCCAUUUUUAGACUUUGAACACAUUUGUUUCUUCACUGCUCGAAUACCAGGAAAGUAUACCAAAAGUCAAAACUCCAGUAAUCAGCCAUUUUCAGCCCAAGGAAGUUAUAAUUCUUUUAGUCAUCAAUCAAUACCACAAAAAGAGUCCCAACAUGCGACAGAAGUAGCCACAAAAAGUGCACAGAACGAUUAUGAUGACGAGGAAGAAGAAUUCAUUCAGCCAGGACAAAGACCAAGAAGUAUAAAUGAACUUGAAGAAGAAGAUGUUGUUGACGUUUUCGAAUGCCCCAGAACCUUGACGUAUUUCCACGAAAAUGAAGAAGAAGAGCAAUACGUUCCAUAUGUUUAUAAAGAACAAACUCAGCCAACUCCAGAAGGAGUUUUUACAAGAUAUCUUUCAUCAUCUUCGGAUUCUUCUGUUCCAUCGUCUUUAAUUGACUAUCAAAGCAAAAAUUCUAAGUAA